UCUCUCCUUCAAGGAACCGGUACUGGAGAAUCAACUGUUCUUCAUGAAGGGCGAAAGAUGGCGGCAUUUGCGCAACAAACUCAGUCCCUUAUUCACCAGUGGGAAGCUCAAGAAUAUGUUUCAGACGCUGAACGAGUGCGGCACCGAGAUGGUGGAGGUGCUGUCCGAAGCGGCGCAGAAGUGCAGCGUCAUCGAGUUCCGAGAGGCGUGCGCGCUCUACACGACCGAGGUGAUCGGCUCGCUGGCCUUCGGCGUCAAGCUGAACUGCCAGCGGAACCCCGACUGCGACUUCCGGCGCUGGGCGAGGGCGCUCUUCCGCCCACAGCCACCCCAGAUCGAGCGAGUCCUUAUGGAAACGUUUGCCCCGCACAUCUGGAAACUCCUCACAUACAAAGCAGGUAGGAGGGACAUUUUCAAAUUCUUCGAUGACAUGGCAAAGGAAACGCUCCAGCAGCGCCUGAAGAGUGGUACAAAAAGAAACGACUUCAUGGACCUGUUCACUCAACUACACACCAAGGGCUCCGUCGAUGGGGAGAAGAAUGGAGGCGAGGGAUGGAAACUGACGGAGGACGAAGUGGCAGCGCAGGCCUUCCUGUUCUACACCGCCGGCUUCGAGACGUCGUCGACAACGAUGAGCUUCGCCACUUACGAGCUGGCAGUCAACCCGGACAUCCAGGAGCAGGCACAGAACGAGAUAGACUCCGUACUCGCCGAGAGUGGGGCCGUCACGUACGACGCUCUCAGCAAGAUGAAGUACCUGGACAAAGUCUUGGCAGAGACGCUGAGGAAGUACCCACCACUGGCUACUAUCAACCGGGAGACCCUGCGGCCGUACCGGCUGCCCAGCGCAGACGGCAGCGGCGACACCGCUGUGAUCCUAGACCGCGGCAUCAUCGUCGUCAUCCCUGUGCACAGUAUACACCACGACCCUGUCCACUAUCCCAACCCCGAGCGGUUCGAUCCCGAACGCUUCUCAGACGAUGCCAAAGCUUCACGACAUCCCUUCGUCUACCUGCCGUUCGGCGAAGGACCACGUUUCUGCAUAGGCAUGCGACUGGGGCUGCUCCAGGCGAAGCUGGGACUGGUGCACCUGCUGUCUAACUACACGGUGGACGUGAGCAGCGAAACGGACAUCCCGCUGGUCUUGGACCCACAUACACCCGUGCUGUCCGCGCAGAACGGGAUCCGCCUGUGCAUCUCCAAGCGCAAACCUCCACGAACAGUGCAGUGA
This is a messenger RNA of Schistocerca piceifrons (Central American locust), 1231 nucleotides long. Its product is annotated as probable cytochrome P450 6a14. Gene Ontology annotation, molecular function: heme binding; monooxygenase activity; oxidoreductase activity, acting on paired donors, with incorporation or reduction of molecular oxygen. The record is from RefSeq and is a predicted model, not a curated record. The transcript is spliced from 6 exons. Lineage: Eukaryota; Metazoa; Arthropoda; Insecta; Orthoptera; Acrididae. Bases 44 to 1231 code for a protein of 395 amino acids.